UCUGCGCUUGCGCGGCAAGGAAGCCUCACUUCCGGCCUUGCGCGCCCAGGGUCUGAAACCUGUGGUCGCCAGACCGUCACCAUGAAGUUCAACCCCUUCGUGACCUCGGACCGCAGCAAAAACCGCAAACGUCACUUCAAUGCCCCCUCCCACGUGCGCAGGAAGAUCAUGUCGUCUCCACUCUCCAAGGAGCUGCGGCAGAAAUACAACGUUCGCUCCAUGCCCAUCCGCAAGGACGACGAGGUCCAGGUGGUUCGAGGACACUACAAAGGUCAGCAAAUUGGCAAGGUAGUCCAGGUGUACAGAAAGAAAUAUGUCAUCUACAUCGAGCGGGUGCAGCGUGAGAAGGCUAAUGGCACAACUGUCCACGUGGGCAUUCACCCAAGCAAGGUGGUUAUCCCCAGGCUAAAACUGGACAAAGAUCGGAAAAAAAUUCUUGAACGCAAAGCCAAAUCUCGACAAGUUGGAAAAGAGAAAGGCAAAUAUAAGGAAGAACUUAUUGAGAAAAUGCAGGAAUGAAUAUAACCUUUUGUGCAACCACGGUUUACCUGUAGAUUCUUUUGCCUGGUGUGUAUUCCUUUGAAACUUUUCCAGGUGUCUCUGGAACGUUUCAUUUCCUUCCUAUUUCGUUAUUGAUAUGUGGCUCUGUAUAUCUACUUUUGCUGUUUCGAUUAAUAAUUUUAUGAAUAAAAAUUGGACACGUUUUCUUGUUCCAAAACAUAUUUAUUGCCUUUUAGAUAAAAUCCAUCUUACUUUCAA
Molecule: messenger RNA, 759 nt
Organism: Delphinapterus leucas (beluga whale)
Lineage: Eukaryota; Metazoa; Chordata; Mammalia; Artiodactyla; Monodontidae
Gene: RPL26L1
Product: ribosomal protein L26 like 1
Biological process (GO): translation
Cellular component (GO): large ribosomal subunit; ribosome
Molecular function (GO): structural constituent of ribosome; RNA binding
Source: RefSeq, a predicted model, not a curated record